Molecule: messenger RNA, 728 nt
Organism: Drosophila rhopaloa
Lineage: Eukaryota; Metazoa; Arthropoda; Insecta; Diptera; Drosophilidae
Exons: 3
Coding region: 65-550 (161 amino acids)
Biological process (GO): endoplasmic reticulum membrane organization
Cellular component (GO): endoplasmic reticulum membrane; plasma membrane
Molecular function (GO): FFAT motif binding
Source: RefSeq, a predicted model, not a curated record
GUAACUAAAUUCAGAAGGUUUCCCACAAUCUGUGCGAAAAUACUAUUUAUCAAAUUUUAGUACAAUGUCUGAAAAAUUUCUGGAAGUCUCACCGCAUGGUACAUUAACCUUUUGCAAAUCAAACAACAGUCAAGAAAUCACCAUCAGAAAUGUAUCCGAAAAGUCUGUGACCUAUAAGGUGCAAACUACAGUGUAUGGCAAGUUUUCUGUGCGACCCCGUUGGGGAAUGCUGAAGCCCAACGAGCACUCACAUGUCCUGAUAACAAUGUGCAAGGAUGCGGAGCUCUCGAAAAAGGGCCGCGACAAAAUAGUGGUCGUCUGCAUGGCGGCGCCCAUCAAUGCAGUGGACUUCGACAUGACCUCCGCCUUCUGGCGCCGCAAUAUCUGCUACGAUCCGAAUAUCGAGAAGCACCAGCUCACCUGCCAACAAAUGGAUGGGGCGGGGGAGGGCGGUGAUAGGGACCCCGAGGAGCAGGGUGAUCUAAGGACCCGCAGGGGGAUAUUCUCCUCGCUAUCCAGUGUUCGUACGCCUAGCAAGUACUGGCGGUAGUUUUCGGUUGGGUGUGUUAUCCUUGCUGCUGGAGUGUCAAUUAUCCCGCCCGACUGUUUUGCCCUAAUGGCUGCAAUGACUAAGUAAUUGGUUAGCAGCCCUACCUUGCCUUUACGUGUGCCUCUAUGGGCCAACAUUGUUGAUGAUGAGCCUUCAUUAAAAACUAAGAGCCUGUCUA